Messenger RNA from Xenopus laevis (African clawed frog), 2031 nucleotides. RefSeq lists its product as uncharacterized. The coding region runs from base 357 to 1739 and encodes 460 amino acids. The record is from RefSeq and is a predicted model, not a curated record. The transcript has 17 exons. NCBI's taxonomy places the organism in Eukaryota, Metazoa, Chordata, Amphibia, Anura, Pipidae.
AGAUAAAUAUAUAGGAAGGCCGGUAUUUUUUUUCCAGAAAAGGUGCCAACCCUACCCGUGCCCCCCUUUUAUUCAUGCUUUUUUUUUCAUAAUCGGAACCGGAGCAAUGUGGAUUGGGCAUGGGAAAUCUACCAAAUGAUUGUAUCUUCUGCGCACCCCCAGUGUUUUUGAUCCAAUGUGGGUGUGGUUGGGCAGUAUGCGCCCCCUAAAAUCCUAUGACCCUAGGCCUGGGCCUAGAUGGCCUUUCCACAAACCCGGGCCUGAUUACACUAAGGGGCACAUUUACUAUGGGUCGAAGUGAAUUUUCGAAUUAAAAAACAUUGAAUUUUGAAGUAUUUUUUGGGUGCUGCUGAAAUAUGUUGACGUAUGGAUCGGACCUGAGCAGACAAAAAGCGUUGUGCCUUCAUUUGCCUUUGCACAUAGACCGUCACAAAAUGGUCGUUCAAGCUUUUUCAACGGAAUCACCAAAAGGUUUUUGGAGUGCAGCAGUAAAGAAAGAAGUUUCUGAAUUAAGAAGAAUAGCUGUUUCUAGCCUUGUCUGCAUUAUAUUAAUAAUACUGCUUAGCAUCGUUAUUAUAUGGUUAAAAUUGAAGAUAAAAAAGAAGAUCAAUGAUAACAUGUUAAAAACCUCUUCAAAAGCUUUUUCAAUGGAAUCACCAAAAGGUUUUUGGAGUGCAGCAGUAAUGAAAGAAGUUUCUGAAUUAAGAAGAAUAGCUGUUUCUAGCCUUGUCUGCAUUAUAUUAAUAAUACUGCUUAGCAUCGUUAUUGUAUGGUUAAAAUCGAAGAUAAAAAAGAUCAAUGCUAACAUGGUACAAACCUCUUCAAAAGCUUUUUCAAUGGAAUCACCAAAAGGUUUUUGGAGUGCAGCAGUAAUGAAAGAAGUUUCUGAAUUAAGAAGAAUAGCUGUUUCUAGCCUUGUCUGCAUUAUAUUAAUAAUACUGCUUAGCAUCGUUAUUGUAUGGUUAAAAUCGAAGAUAAAAAAGAUCAAUGAUAACAUGGUACAAACCUCUUCAAAAGAACAACACGGCGGCCAUCUUGCUUAUGGAUUAAAGGCUUCCUUCACCUCUCUGCGCAUGUGCAGAAAAAAAACUUCCCCUCACCCCAGGAGCACGUCACACAUGACUUGGUGCUCAGUUCCAGUUAGAAAGGCAGCGAGUGCGCACAACAUUGUGCCUUCAUUUGCCUUUGCACAUAAUCACAAAAUGGUGGUUCAAGCUUUUUCAAUGGAAUCAACAAAAGGUUUUUGGAGUGCAGCAGUAAUGAAAGAAGUUUCUGAAUUAAGAAGAAUAGCUGUUUCUAGCCUUGUCUGCAUUAUAUUAAUAAUACUGCUUAGCAUCGUUAUUGUAUGGUUAAAAUUGAAGAUAAAAAAGAAGAUCAAUGAUAACAUGGUACAAACCUCUUCAAAAGAUGCGCAGACAAUGACAGAGAGUGUAGAUGAGGAACAGGAACUACGAGAAGUCCUUGUCAUAAGCCCUAAAAAAACAGAACAAAAAAAAGAUGAAGAUAAAGAAGAUAUUGAGACAAGGGAAAAAGUAGAGGAAAAGUCCCUUGAUAAGCAUAAAGUGGAAGAUCAAAAUGAAGAACAAGAAGCCACAGUUAUAGGCAAUCUGGAAGAAAAUGAGAAAGACGAAAAAGAACUAAAAAAAGAGAGACCUAAAAAGAAAAGACUAAAGAAGUGUUUUCGUUUCCUGGCUGCAGUGAUCAAGAAAAUAGAAGGUCGAAAGAAAGGAGAAAAUUAGAAACAUGAAAAAAUGAGAAGCAAAUGAUACAAAAAGUAAUACAGCCUUACCACCAUUGACAGGCUUAGCUCAAUGUUAAACCAACAGUCUUCUCCUAAUCUGUCUAGUAAUAAGAUAUACAGACUAAUAUAGAAAUGUAAAGGCUGGUACCUUAUGCUGUAUUAUAGUAAAGAAGCUGGGACUAAAAUAUGCAGGAUCGUAAGAGCAGAGAAAAACAAAAUACGUCUGGAAUAACCUGUCAACAUAACUGUAAUCUAUCUACAAAAAACAAUAAAAAUAUUUGAAUUUUACC